Molecule: messenger RNA, 1629 nt
Organism: Micromonas pusilla CCMP1545
Lineage: Eukaryota; Viridiplantae; Chlorophyta; Mamiellophyceae; Mamiellales; Mamiellaceae
Exons: 2
Coding region: 1-1629 (542 amino acids)
Molecular function (GO): protein binding
Source: RefSeq, a predicted model, not a curated record
AUGGCGACGUCGAGCGCGACGGCGUCGAUGGAAGCGGUCGGCGCGGCGCGGUGCUGGCGUCGGCAUCACUCCGCCGCGCGUCCCCGCCAGGUCGCGCGCGCGCGCCGCGGCCGCGCGCGCUGUCGCGCGUCCUCCUCCGCGUCCGACGGCGCCAGCCCGGGUGACGACGAAGUGGAUAGCGCGAAGUCAUCGGACGACCCGUCCUACUCCUCCUCCUCCUCCUCCUCCCCCUCCUCCUCGAUGGACGGCGCGUCGCUCGCGUCGGAGUUCAUGAAAAUCGCCGCGGAGCGCGCGCGUAAAGAGGAACUCGCGAUGGCGACGCGAUGGAAGCAGGGCGGCCUCCGACCCAGGGUCGUCCACGAGAACGCGUCCGAGUUUCUGCGAAGGGUCGACCUGCGCUUCCCGCUCGCGGUCUUCGGCACCGCGUCCGGCGCGGUCCUCGUCGCGGACUGCACCGAGCUCGGGGGCUUGGAGUACCGAGAGCGCGCGACGAGGCUCCUCGCGUCGUGCCCGGACGCGCACGCGCGCGAUUGGAACGCCGCGGAAGAUCGCGGGCUCGGCGAGCGAUCGCUCCUCGGUCUCUACGACGGCGGCGCGGUGACCGCCGUCGCCGUGGACGCCUUCGAAUUCAAAUCCCUAAACGACAGCUCCAGCGAUGUCACGGACGAGUCCUCGACAUCUAUGAACGUCGUGUGCUCCGGCGGCCGCGACGGCGUCCUCAACGCGUGGGUCGUCCCCGAGGACGCGGACGUCGACGACAUGGCGCGACGGAAGGCGCCCGUCGCCGGCGCCGCGUUGCGAGAGCUCGGCGCCGCGACGCAUCCGAACGUGGUCACGUCAAUCGCGACGCACCCGGCGACGAACGCCGUGUGGACGUCGUGCCUCGACGGCGUCGUGAGGAAGUGGACGCUCGUCGACGGCGAGGCCCCGAACGCGCUGCGGAUCGCGCGCGAGCACGACGUCGGGCAGCCGGCGUUCGACGACGACGGCGUUUUGUACGCCGGUCUCGCCGACGGCGCCGUCGUCGCGUUCGACGUCCGCGGCGACGACGACGACGACAGCGCGGCGCCGCUGUGUAGAUUCGUCGCGCACGACGACAGCGCGACGCGGAGCAUCGCCGCGUGCGCGGGCGGCGUGCUGACCGGGAGCAGCUCCGGGGUCGUGCACGCGUUUCGGUGGCGCGCGCGGCGCGACGACGACGCCGCCGCCGCGACCGCGACCGCGCCUCCCGUGCUCGUGUCGAGGCUGAUCGGGCACCGGCAGGCGGUCGUCGCGCUGUGCGCGAGGAACGCCGCGCACGUCGUCAGCGGCGCGCACGACGGCACCGUGCGCGUGUGGGACAUGCCGAGGUUAGCGCGGGACGAGCGGGGAGACGACGGCGACGGCGCGCCGGGCGAUUGCGACGACGGCGACGGCGGCGGCGGCGAGGAGGAAGGAUUCGGGACCGGCGGGCACGGCGACGAGGCCGGGUUCGAGCCGGUGGCGGAGCGAAGAGAGGCGCUGUACGCGGUGACCGGGCACACGGUCUGGCUCGGCGGGGUCGCGUGCGACGACACGAGGCGCGUCCCGCGCUCUGUUUGUUUCGUUUCGUUUCGUUUUCGAGCCCGCGUUUGUGGUUUUUCACCCUGA